Sphenostylis stenocarpa is the source of this 174-nucleotide messenger RNA. The record is from the annotation of a GenBank genome assembly. Lineage: Eukaryota; Viridiplantae; Streptophyta; Magnoliopsida; Fabales; Fabaceae.
AUGGAAGUGGGUUUGAAGGGUAUUUUGGUAAAUUCGCAUGUGACCCCAAAUGAAAAAAGAGAAAGCGGGAAGAAGCGAGGCACAACUUGCGAGCCAGAGAGGCAGAAAAGCCUGCCCUUCUGUAAGGGCACAUGUGAAGUGCAUGUAGCUGAAGUCACUAUCUACCCUGUGUAA